AAACGCUUUAAAACACACAGGUGACCCGGACGAGCACUGACUGCCAACAUGGCGAACGCACAACCGGCACAAGCGAGACCGUGGAACCCAGACUUCAAACAUACAGACAGGGAGAGGUGGAUAUGUGUGUACCCAGCCUAUAUCAACAGCAGGAAAACAGUGAAAGAGGGCAGGAUACUGCCUAAAGAAAUGUGUGUAGACAACCCUCAGACACUGGAGAUCAGAGAUGUACUAGGCACGUGUGGACUCCUGAUUGGUGUGGAGAACAAGGUGUAUCCACGGGAACUGGACCAUCGCGAUCUGAAGACCCGGGGCCGUAUCAGGGUACAACUGAGGGGAGAGAACGGUGAACCGAUGAUAGAGAAGUUUCCUGAUCGAAAGUCUGUACUGAAAUAUGUGUGUGAUAUGAUCCCUAAACUAAAGACACGACAACAGUCCGGGGCAUCCACUCAGUCUCAAGUACAACCAGCACAAAGCAGCAAAAAUCAGAAGAAAAAAGGAAGGAAGGGCAAAUGAGGAAUGAAUCAGACAGAAUAAAUGUGUGUAAAGGAACAUAGAGAUCAGAUGUGGUACAUACAUAUCAGAUUUGAAAUACAGAGAUCAGAUUUGGAACAUAGGAAGACAACGGAAUAAACUGAUGGAAUAGUGACAGAUACUUGGUAGAUACUGUGGUGGGGUUUUUCAUUAAAAUCAUCAGAUUAGAAUGUCCUUUGUCAUAUGCAGAAAUGAAUUUCUGUUUCUGUUUGAAGGUUUCAUAUAUAGAUAACACUUGUUACUGUUAUGAGGUAACAUUGAUGGAAACACCUGUGUUAUAUGGAUAAAGGAAGGUUCAGUUUUCUUUAUAUUAAUGAAUUAAUUUUCUUCAUUGUGUUGCGUGGGAAUGGGACAAUAGAUUUUACAGAGAGAGAGAGGGGGAGAGAGAGACAGAGAGGGGGAGAGAGAGAGCGAGAGAGAGAGGAAUGCUCUCUGUCAGGAAGGAGAAUGUUUAUACUGUGAUAUGUAGAGUAAAUGUGUUUGAUUGGUACCCAUAGGUGUAGUGUAUGAAGAGAAUGAUUGAGCAAAAUAUUUAUGUGAAUGUAUAUAACUUUGAUAGUGAGAAUGAUGCAGAAAAAACUACCCUUGUAUGUCCUUUUUUCUUUUUACUUUUUUUUUUUUUUUGCGAGUAGAAAAAAUUUCCACGUGUAGAUAACGGUGGAGUGUUCUAGUUUGUUUGAUGCACAUACCUAAAAGAUUUCAAAUUGUUUUAAAAUGGUUGGAUCUCCUGUUUGGAGAUCAAAAAACGCCCUCAUGUGUCUAGUGGAUACUGGGUGGCUGAUCAUUGUUUUACAAACCUUAAAUGUGACUACAGAUGUAUGUUUAUGUAUAAGUACUGAUUGUUCAAUAAACAUUUAACACUCAA
Messenger RNA from Pecten maximus, 1399 nucleotides. RefSeq names its product signal recognition particle 19 kDa protein-like. Gene Ontology annotation, molecular function: 7S RNA binding. Bases 49 to 516 code for a protein of 155 amino acids. Gene Ontology annotation, cellular component: signal recognition particle, endoplasmic reticulum targeting. Gene Ontology annotation, biological process: SRP-dependent cotranslational protein targeting to membrane; SRP-dependent cotranslational protein targeting to membrane, signal sequence recognition. The record is from RefSeq and is a predicted model, not a curated record. The transcript has 5 exons. Lineage: Eukaryota; Metazoa; Mollusca; Bivalvia; Pectinida; Pectinidae.